AUGCAGCCGACCAUGCAGACUGCAGUUCAGGUGUGGUUUGGCGAUGACCUUCCUUUAAGUCCCCGAAGUCCUCUGACUCCCAGACAUGGGCCAGGUUUGGCAGAUGUGUGCCUGUAUGACCAAUGGAUAUCUGUGCGGCAUGAAGCAACUUUGGUGCCUAUGCAAGAAGAUCUGUCAAUCUGGCUGUCGGGCUUGCUGGGAAUAGAAGUCACAGCAGAACAACUGCUAGAAGAACUUGAUAAUGGAGUGCUACUCUGCCAACUGGUUGGUGUUCUUCAAAACACAGUUAAAAAAUGUUGUAGCUCAAAUAAUUUAAGGAAUUUUCCUAUGAGAAAAGUUCCGUGUAAGAAGGAUGCUCCAUCAGGAUCUUUUUUUGCCAGAGAUAAUACAGCCAACUUUCUUAACUGGUGUAGGGCCAUUGGAGUUGAUGAGACUUAUCUCUUUGAAUCUGAAGGCUUAGUUUUGCACAAGGAUCCAAGACAAGUGUAUCUUUGUCUGUUGGAAAUUGGACGCAUCGUAUCCAGGUAUGGAGUUGAACCUCCUGUGCUAGUAAAACUAGAGAAGGAAAUUGAGCUAGAAGAAACACUGCUGAUGACCUCUGGACCACCAACACCUAUUAGCACAGCAAAGUCAUGUUGUCAUCAUGGGGAGCUACAUGAGGCAGUUAAACAUAUAGCAGAAGACCCUCCCUGCAGUUGUUCCCAUCGAUUUUCAAUUGAAUACUUAUCGGAAGGACGUUAUAGACUGGGAGAUAAAAUACUCUUCAUACGAAUGCUACAUGGCAAGCACGUGAUGGUACGUGUUGGUGGAGGCUGGGACACUCUUCAAGGAUUUCUGCUUAAAUAUGAUCCGUGCCGAGUACUUCAGUUUGCAACUCUGGAACAAAAAAUCCUGGCGUUUCAGAAAGGAGUCACCAGUGACAAUGUCCCCAACUCGUCAGCGAGAACUCAGGAGCCUCCUGUCAUGAAUCCAAUGUCAGCUGUCGAUAUGUUUCAAAAGCAGCCAUCGAAACCCCCGACUCCUGUUCCAGCUCUAAAGGCUGUCCACGGGGCCAGUGCCAAGAAGGUUGUAGCUGCACGCCCUCAGUCCCCUGCCCUGGCACCACCAAAAGUGCCAGCGCACCCAUACUCCACAGCCAAGUCAGUGUCAGUCAGGUCCAAAUUACAAGGGUCUUCAGGGACAGGCGCGCAGUCUCCUUUCAGACCAUUAGCUGGCAUCUCAAAGAGGCUGGAGUCUCCUGCACACAACUCACCAGCUUCUGCUCCUUCGCAGCCUGUAAGCAAAAGCUCUUCAACUGCGGGAACGAGAACGGUUCUUGUUCACUCCGAAACGUUACGCAAACGUAUUCGGUCCCCUGAUGCUCCCAAGGUGAAGUUUGCCCUGCCUCAGGGCUCCCCGGCACCGGCGGUGCACCCGGCCCUCUCGUCCUCUAAAAAACAGUCGUCUCGCUUGCCUGGGACAGCUGAAACGAUGGCUUCAAAACAGAAGCGUGUCCCUGCUAAAUGCAAACCUGUAUCUGUCACUAAAACCAAACCAAAUUCAGUUGCUCCGAGGGCUGCUUGGCUGCCUGUGACAAAUCUGCCUGCCGUCGCCAAGUUUGCACGUUCUCAGCAGCUCCUUGCAAAACCUCCUUCUGAAAAUGCGGUUCAGACCUCAGGAACUGAGUCUCAGCGUCCUCAGAAACCUCCACAAACAGCUUCUGCCCUGGCAAGGAACCCAAAAAGUGCUUCAGUCCUAAAACACUCAGCUUCUGCGCCUUCCCUUGCAGUUAGCAAAGCGUCAAAGUCGCUGGUAUCUACAAGCAAAAAUGUAUCAUCAGCUGUCAAUAAGCAGCCAAAUGUCAGUAGAUCUCCUCAGGUUGGGCCUGCUUCGUCCAAAUCUCCUGAACGCACUCCCUUAUCCGUUGUACGACUUCCUCAAACUUCAGCCAAAGCGACAGCGACCAAAAAGCCAGCGCAGCCUUCUGCGAAAGAUCAACCUUCAACCAAAACCUUGCAAGCCAACGAAUGCUUGGCCCCAGCCGCCAAGAAGCCUCUCCCUCAGGGAAAAUCAGCAACAGCAUGUAACAAAGGAACGCCUGGUGCAUCAAAAGGUCCUCUUGUGAAGAGCAGGCAAGAUGAUCACUAUUUUGUUAUGACAGGGAGUAAAAAACCCAGAAAGUAA
Molecule: messenger RNA, 2163 nt
Organism: Phaethon lepturus (White-tailed tropicbird)
Lineage: Eukaryota; Metazoa; Chordata; Aves; Phaethontiformes; Phaethontidae
Gene: GAS2L3
Product: growth arrest-specific 2 like 3
Exons: 8
Coding region: 1-2163 (720 amino acids)
Biological process (GO): actin crosslink formation
Cellular component (GO): actin filament
Molecular function (GO): microtubule binding; actin filament binding; cytoskeletal adaptor activity
Source: RefSeq, a predicted model, not a curated record